Rhinolophus ferrumequinum (greater horseshoe bat) is the source of this 1744-nucleotide messenger RNA. It is a transcript of the gene PHOX2B, whose product is annotated as paired like homeobox 2B. The record is from RefSeq and is a predicted model, not a curated record. Gene Ontology annotation, molecular function: RNA polymerase II transcription regulatory region sequence-specific DNA binding; DNA-binding transcription factor activity, RNA polymerase II-specific. The coding region runs from base 361 to 1305 and encodes 314 amino acids. Gene Ontology annotation, biological process: regulation of transcription by RNA polymerase II. NCBI's taxonomy places the organism in Eukaryota, Metazoa, Chordata, Mammalia, Chiroptera, Rhinolophidae. The transcript is spliced from 3 exons.
UUAAAUUCUAAUUAGAGAUGCAGGAAUCAAUGAUAGGGAGGUUGGACAGCUCAGUUCCCCAGUGCCAGCCCAAUAGACGGAUGAGUUAUUGUCAUGUAAAAAGCGCCAGCAAUAAGACCAACCGCUUUGCUAUUGUCCAAGUGGAAAGAGCCAAGUUUAUUAUGAGGACUAUAUGCUCUAGAGACCUCAGACAAGGCAUCUCAUAGGAGGCUUUUUCAUAAAACUAGGCUCUGCUGGUAGUAAGGAGGCCAGUUUGGAGGCAGGCGUUGAGCUGUGCACAUCUCCCCACUCCAGCCACCUUCUCCAUACCCAUCUUUUAUUUCAUUUUUCCACUUGGCUGAGCCAUUCAGAGCCUUUUCAAUGUAUAAAAUGGAAUAUUCUUACCUCAAUUCCUCUGCCUACGAGUCCUGUAUGGCUGGGAUGGACACCUCGAGCCUGGCUUCAGCCUAUGCUGACUUCAGUUCCUGCAGCCAGGCCAGUGGCUUCCAGUAUAACCCGAUAAGGACCACUUUUGGGGCCACGUCCGGCUGCCCGUCCCUCACGCCGGGAUCCUGCAGCCUCGGCACCCUCAGGGACCACCAGAGCAGUCCGUACGCCGCAGUUCCUUACAAACUCUUCACUGACCACGGCGGCCUCAACGAGAAGCGCAAACAGCGGCGCAUCCGCACUACUUUCACGAGUGCGCAGCUCAAAGAGCUCGAGAGGGUCUUUGCGGAGACGCACUACCCUGACAUCUACACCCGGGAGGAGCUGGCCCUGAAGAUCGACCUCACUGAGGCCCGAGUGCAGGUGUGGUUCCAGAAUCGCCGCGCCAAGUUUCGCAAGCAGGAGCGUGCGGCUGCGGCUGCGGCGGCAGCGGCUAAGAACGGCUCUUCGGGGAAGAAGUCCGACUCGUCCAGGGAUGACGAGAGCAAAGAGGCCAAGAGCACUGACCCGGACAGCACAGGGGGUCCAGGCCCCAACCCCAACCCCACUCCCAGCUGCGGGGCAAGUGGCGGCGGCGGCGGUGGGCCCAGCCCCGCAGGAGCCCCGGGAGCUGCGGGGCCCGGGGGCCCGGGAGGCGAACCCGGCAAGGGCGGAGCGGCGGCUGCGGCGGCGGCAGCGGCGGCGGCUGCGGCGGCUGCGGCGGCUGCGGCGGCUGGAGGCCUGGCUGCGGCCGGGGGCCCCGGACAAGGCUGGGCUCCCGGCCCCGGCCCCAUCACCUCCAUUCCGGAUUCACUCGGGGGGCCCUUCGCCAGCGUCCUAUCUUCGCUCCAAAGACCCAACGGUGCCAAAGCCGCCUUAGUGAAGAGCAGUAUGUUCUGAUCUGGGAUCCUGUGGCGGCGGCGGCCGCGGGCGAGCCAGGGCCCGGGCGGGCGAGUGGGCGAGCUGGUAGGCCCAAGGCUACUGUCGUCGCUGCUGCCGUGGCUUUUUUAUUGAGAGCCUAAAGUAAUCGCGAUAAGAAUAAAGAGAAAACGGCGUCGCCCCCAUUUCAACCCCACUCCUACUCCCAUCCUGAACCCCCAAACAAAACAAAAAACUUCCUGGCUUCGCACCUGCCUCGGGGUCGCGCAGACGGGCCAGGACUCCGCCUGCUGCCUGGGAGGUGUGAGCGGCGCAGCCUGGACUCCGGGGGCACUCUCAGGGGGCUGUGUCUGCGUGUAGUGUAUGUCUGUCUCUGGGAAUGUGUGUCUGUGGCCCGAGCAGGUGACAGAGAGAUGGGUGGUGGUGGGGCACAACCAAUUCAGUGACUUGCUUAGAAAAA